Pipistrellus nathusii (Nathusius's pipistrelle) is the source of this 528-nucleotide messenger RNA. The record is from the annotation of a GenBank genome assembly. NCBI's taxonomy places the organism in Eukaryota, Metazoa, Chordata, Mammalia, Chiroptera, Vespertilionidae.
AUGGCGCCGGCGCAAGGCUGGGCGAGGCGGUACAUCAAGGCCUUCUGCAAAGGCUUCUUUGUGGCGGUGCCCGUGGCCGUGACCUUCCUCGACCGGGUGGCCUGCGUGGCGCGAGUGGAGGGAGCAUCCAUGCAGCCCUCGCUGAACCCCGGAGGCAGCCAGUCGUCGGACGUGGUGCUGCUGAACCACUGGAAGGUGCGGAACCUGGAGGUGCGCCGCGGGGACAUUGUGUCGCUGGUGUCCCCUAAAAACCCAGGACAGAAGAUCAUCAAGAGAGUGAUUGCCCUGGAAGGAGAUAUUAUAAAAACCAUGGGACACAAAAACCGCUAUGUCAAGGUGCCUCGUGGUCACAUCUGGGUUGAAGGCGAUCAUCAUGGACACAGUUUUGACAGCAAUUCUUUCGGGCCGGUUUCCCUGGGGCUGCUGCAUGCUCUUGCCACGCACAUCCUGUGGCCCCCGGAGCGCUGGCAGAGGCUGCAGUCUGUGCUGCCCCCGGAGCGCCUGCCGGUGCAGAGCGAAGACCAGUGA